Messenger RNA from Platichthys flesus (European flounder), 2129 nucleotides. It is a transcript of the gene gabra2a, whose product is annotated as gamma-aminobutyric acid type A receptor subunit alpha2a. Gene Ontology annotation, biological process: monoatomic ion transmembrane transport; nervous system process; regulation of postsynaptic membrane potential. Gene Ontology annotation, cellular component: GABA-A receptor complex; neuron projection; synapse. NCBI's taxonomy places the organism in Eukaryota, Metazoa, Chordata, Actinopteri, Pleuronectiformes, Pleuronectidae. The record is from RefSeq and is a predicted model, not a curated record. The transcript is spliced from 9 exons. Gene Ontology annotation, molecular function: transmitter-gated monoatomic ion channel activity involved in regulation of postsynaptic membrane potential; GABA-gated chloride ion channel activity; benzodiazepine receptor activity. The coding region runs from base 1 to 1353 and encodes 450 amino acids.
AUGAGAGGACGAUGGAGCUCCUACUCCAUGUCUGUUCUGCUCUCUCUGAUCGUACUGUGGCAGACCCGGUCAAGAGCAGCUUCCAAUUCAACACGUAAAACCAUCGACAUCACAACCUUCACCAAGAUCCUGGACAGUCUGCUGGAUGGAUAUGACAACAGAUUGAGACCAGGCCUGGGAGACCGCGUAACUGAAGUGAAGACUGACAUCUAUGUGACCAGCUUUGGUCCAGUGUCUGACACAGAUAUGGAGUACACUAUAGAUGUUUUCUUCCGUCAGAGAUGGAAGGAUGAGCGCCUUAAGUUUAAUGGACCAAUGAACAUUCUCCCUCUCAACAACCUGAUGGCCAGCAAGAUCUGGACCCCUGACACUUUCUUCCACAAUGGCAAGAAAUCUGUUGCCCACAAUAUGACGAUGCCCAACAAGCUGCUGAGAAUCAUGGAUGAUGGAACCUUGCUCUACACUAUGAGGCUCACAGUCCAAGCUGAGUGUCCUAUGCACCUAGAAGACUUUCCCAUGGACUCCCACUCGUGUCCUCUGAAGUUCGGCAGCUAUGCCUACACAAAGACAGAGGUUACUUACCUCUGGACUCGUAAUGCCUCCCAGUCAGUGGAUGUUGCAGCUUAUGGAUCCAGACUCAACCAGUAUGAUUUGGUGGGCCAGAGUGUGGGGAAGGAGACCAUUAAAUCCAGUACUGGUGAAUACACAGUCAUGACAGCUCACUUCCACCUGAAGAGAAAGAUCGGCUACUUUGUGAUCCAGACAUACUUACCCUGCAUCAUGACCGUCAUCCUCUCUCAGGUCUCCUUCUGGCUCAAUCGAGAAUCUGUGCCAGCCAGGACUGUGUUUGGCGUAACUACAGUCCUCACAAUGACAACCCUAAGUAUCAGUGCCCGCAAUUCACUGCCUAAGGUGGCCUAUGCUACAGCUAUGGACUGGUUCAUUGCGGUCUGUUAUGCCUUUGUCUUCUCUGCACUCAUUGAAUUCGCUACGGUCAACUACUUCACCAAGAGAGGCUGGGCCUGGGACGGAAAGAGUGUGGUCAGGGAAAAGAAAAAGGAAGCCUCCAUCAUGAAGAAGAACAAUGCCUACGCUGUAGCUGUGGCUAACUACGCUCCCAACAUUACAAAAGACUCAACGCUGCCAACCAUCUCCAAGUGUGCCCAGAAUGAAACCAACAAAACCACGGCAGAGACGAAGCCCGAGAACAAGAAAACCUUUAACAGCGUCAGCAAGAUCGACCGCAUCUCUCGCAUCAUGUUCCCGGUGCUGUUCGGGGGCUUUAACCUGGUUUAUUGGGCCACCUACCUGAACAAAGAACCGGUCAUUAAAGAUCUGGAUCUUUCCAAAUGAACUGCUGGGACUGACUCCAUCACAAGCCCUAUUCAGGAAUUAUACAUGUACCGGUAUUACAUGCAUAGAGAAUGAUCUGUCAAGUACAAAUUUUAGAUCAAUUCAGGUAUAUAUCAUAACUGGGUUAGAAUAAACCUGAGAGCUCACAUACCGAGUGUAAGUGCCAAACAGCCUCCUCUGCCAUUGUGUCAUUAUCUUAGUUUCACUUGUUGAUCAGCUGCUCAAGCUGAGAGGGAAGGAAACUCAUGGAUGAACCAUAUCUUUUUCCUCCUGGAUACGAGAAAUGGUAAGUGUUCAUUUUGUAUUAAGCCUACUUAAGCAUUCCAAAUGUUGUAAUAAUAACAGCAUUCAAAAAAACAGAAAACUAUUUAUUACCUGAAGAAUCUGAAAAUACUUCAUUCUAUAUCCGACUGGUUUAAUUGCAUGCAACGUAAUGGCAGUCACCUUGCUUUAAAUCCAACCAGGGACCUUUGUCACUUUUCUUAACCUAUAUUCCUCUCUCUGUUUUCUGUUAACAACAAAUAAAGGAAAGACCAUGUUUAAUCAUGAAACCAAUCAGGGUUUUUUGCUGCAUUGCUUUUUGAUAAUGAAUCAUAUGAGGAAAGGUCAUUAAGUGACAAACCCACAGAGAAUAAUCAGCAACUUUACCUCAGCUCUCCAGAGCUUUUUAGCCCUUUGUUUAUUCAUCAGCUUUUGGUCACAUUGUGGUUCAACAUCAUUCCCAGCAGCAGCAGCCCUUUCUGGAGCUGGUGGAGACCAAACCGGAAAUACAAAUA